Prunus armeniaca (apricot) is the source of this 387-nucleotide messenger RNA. The record is from the annotation of a GenBank genome assembly. Lineage: Eukaryota; Viridiplantae; Streptophyta; Magnoliopsida; Rosales; Rosaceae.
AUGGACUCGUCACCGCCAACAUCGCAGCGUAGCCACACUUAUCCGGCGAUAGUUUCUUUCAUUGCCGCGCACCAGGAUCUACCUCGCACACUGUCGGGCCAAAAUCGCUCAGCAACCACACGGUCUUGUGGCUACCACCUCGCAAUUGGAUCAGCAAUCCUCCUCCACACGGCCACCGCUACCGCACUUGGUGGAAGCUCCCAUCACGGCAAUCUCACUGCCAUCACAAGUUAUGGCAUGAUCUUGGAACAACUUCAUAUGUUCCCUCAUUUGCCACCACGCUCGACUAACGCUUCCCGCGUACACCUCAAACGAAACCCUAGCUCGUGUGCAAUUGGGCUCCACACAAUUCUCUCAUCCCAAUUCACGAAGUCAAGUAGACCUUAG